This is a messenger RNA of Lycium ferocissimum, 2381 nucleotides long. Its product is annotated as pentatricopeptide repeat-containing protein At2g22410, mitochondrial-like. Gene Ontology annotation, molecular function: protein binding; RNA binding. NCBI's taxonomy places the organism in Eukaryota, Viridiplantae, Streptophyta, Magnoliopsida, Solanales, Solanaceae. Gene Ontology annotation, biological process: RNA modification. The transcript has a single exon. Bases 104 to 1783 code for a protein of 559 amino acids. The record is from RefSeq and is a predicted model, not a curated record.
UAAAGAAAUUCUCUAAUGUUUAGUUAGAAAAUCAUCAUUUCCACUAGCUUUCAACCUGAUCUGAGUAACAUUUACUGAGAAAAAUUGGAGUAAUUAAAAUUUCAUGAAACUCUCAAGACUAUUUUCGUCCACUGUCCAAAAACCAUCGCCAUACUUGAACAUCUCAAACUCAACUAAAGAACUUCAUUGCCACCUCAUCAGAACUCAAAAUCACUCCAAAGACCCUUUUGCUAUUUAUAAUUACAUGAUUCGUGUGUUAGUCAAAAAUGAUCAACCCAUUGAUGCACUCCACCUGUUUGACAAAAUGCGUCAACAAGGAUUACAUGGAAAUAACCUCACUUUCAUUUUUAUAUUUAAAGCUUGCUUACAAGUUUCAGAUAUUGUUCUUGGAAAUGCAGUUCAUGUUAAUGUUUUGAAGCUUGGGUAUGAGUCCUAUUUGUAUGUAUGUAAUUCUUUGAUUUAUUUGUAUGGUUGUUGUGGUGAUUUGGGUUGUGCUAGAAAGGUGUUUGAUGAAAUGUCUGAGAGAGAUUUAGUAUCAUGGAACUCAUUGAUUUGUGGGUAUAGUCAAUGUAAUAGAUAUAAUGAAGUGUUGGGUCUUUUUGCUUUAAUGAAAGAAGAAAAUGUGAAGGCGGACGCGGUGACAUUAGUGAAAGUAGUGCUAGCUUGUAGCUAUUUAAGGGAAUUUGAGAUGGUGGAUUAUGUCGCGAAGUAUAUUGGGGAUAAUUGUGUGAGAAUUGAUGUGUAUUUGGGAAAUACAUUGAUCGAUGCGUAUGGUAGACGUGGAUUAGUUAGCUUAGCUGAAGAAGUUUUUGCUAAGAUGGAAGAGAGAAAUGUGGUUUCUUGGAAUGCCAUGAUCAUGGGGUAUGCUAAAGCAGAGGAUUUAAGGGAUGCAAGGGAUCUUUUCGACAAGAUGCCUAAAAGAGAUGUGAUUUCUUGGACUUCUAUGAUCACGGGGUAUUGUCAAGCUAAUCGAUUUUCAGAAGCUAUUGCACUUUUCCAAGAGAUGAUGGCGAUUAAGGUUAAGCCUGAUGAAAUUACGGUUGCUAGUGUGCUUUCUGCUUGUGCGCGUUUAGGUACACUUGAUGUGGGUAAGGCAGUACAUGAUUAUGUUUGUCAGCAUGACGUUAAAAUGGAUAUUUAUGUGGGGAAUGCGUUGGUGGAUAUGUACUGCAAAUGCGGAUCUGUUAAUACAGCCUUGGAAGUGUUUUUGAGCAUGAGGAAAAAGGAUACUGUUUCUUGGACUUCGAUAAUCUCUGGCCUUGCAGUGAAUGGAUUUCAUGAUAAGGCUCUUCAGCUCUUCUCACAGAUGUUAGGAGACGGUUGUAAGCCAACUCACGGUACAUUCAUUGGCGCACUACUUGCUUGUGCUCAUGCAGGUUUGGUGGACAAAGGUUUGGAAUACUUUGAGAGUAUGGAAAAACAUCAUGGAUUGGUGCCAGAAAUGAAGCAUUACGGUUGUGUUGUUGAUUUGUUGUGCCGCUCUGGUAAUUUAAAUAGAGCGUUUGAGUUUAUAAAUCUUAUGCCUAUGGCGGCAGAUGUGGUUUUGUGGAGAAUGUUGCUUAGUGCUUGUAAACUUCACGGUAAUGUGGUUCUUGCUGAAAUUGCUGCAAACAAACUUCUUCAAUUAGAUCCUGAUAAUGGUGGUAAUUAUGUUCUGUCAUCAAGCACUUAUGCCACUGCAGAGAGGUGGGACGAUGCAAUGAAAAUAAGGCAAUUGAUGGAUGAGGGUACAGUACAGAGGCCAUUAGGCUGGAGUUCAAUUGAAGUAAAUGCAAUCGUCUAGCAUUCAAGGAACCAUGCCUUUGAAAUGUGAAGUACCUGAAACAUAGUACUGUUUGAAGGCACGUGAAAAUCGAGUGCAUAUCAUGUGAGCAAGAGUUACUGUUCUUUAGCUCUGCCCUUUUGGAUUAAGGAAAGCUUAAUAUGAGUUGCCAACUUAUGCAUGAGUUUGGUUUGCUCUUCUUCAGCAGUAAAAAGAUGAAGGUCCCAAUAUGGAUAUAGGUUUCUAUUUGACACCUAAAGAACAUAUUAAGUUUGAUCGUGGAGAACAGAAUUGUAUUUAUGAGCUCUGCUUCCUUGGGGUUAUAGAUGGUUGUUGUAACUGGUACGUGAUUUGUCAGGUGCAUAUUGCAAGUAUAGCACCGGUCUUUUGCUCUUUGCUACUGCCUCUGUGCCACAUCUAACAUUUUAAAAUUGGAGUGAUGGUCGGAGGCUUAGAGCAUACUCCUUAGAAGAUUGUGAGUGUAGCUGUAGCAGCAGAAUCGCAAGGUAUGAAGCUGCAAAAAUCUCGCUGAUUGGUUCUUUACUUUUUGAGUGAUACUGUAUAUUUCUGAAUCAUGUUCAUAUUGAUUUUUAUCUGUGUUGCUCGAACUAUCCAACAA